AUGGCUAUCGUAGCCCUCAAGAUAGACUCUGGAUUCCGCGACUUUCAAGAAAAAUUAGCUUUAAAUAAACCAGAUAUUGAUAGCGCAACAGCUACCGGACGGUUUGGAAGUUACAUUUCGAACCAAGCUAGCCAUGAACAUCGUUGGAAAGGCUCUAAGCAUGAAGCGGGCUUUGGUAAACGUUAUUUGUUCCUUGCAAAAGAUAUGCCAAAGGAGCUGAAGUUGAAACAGCCCUCGUUGGAGGUAUCCCUUGCUAAACCAAUCGCUGAUUUAUUCAAUUUGAAGCAUCGUUCAAAUGUACUACUAUGCACAGCCGAUUCAGCUACCAGUUCUGCGUCCCAUGUGGAGAUGUCGUUCAAAGAUCAAUACCUUGCUCGAUCAGACAUGUGGAGAUUGACUGUGGGCGAAAUGGUGGACAAGGCCGUCUACAAGGGACAAAAGAUUUUGUUCAUGGGUACCAUCAAGGCACAAGUUACUUCUGUUUACAUUGGUGGUCGAAAGGUGGAGUCUGCCUUCUUCUCGGCAACCACCAAACCAAUUUUCCGGAGCGAGUCGGCGCGUUAUGUGCUUUUCAUUCAGAUGUCAAGGGAGAUGUGGGAUUUUGACUCCGAAGGCUCAGGAGAAAUAAUGUUCAACAAAGUGGUGAAUGGCUUUCUACCAGCAUUGUUCAAAAAAUGGGUACAGCUCAAAGUGAAGCAUUUAGUCAGCAUAGUCUUAUUUACAAGAGUCGAGUACGACACUGGAUUGGCUUCAGAAUUAGCAAGAUCAUCCCACGACACCGCUUACCAUACGGGCGUGCAGACUGAUGGUAAUAAGAAGCCAUAUAAGGAUUUUUAUCGAGUUGUAGUCAGUGAGAUGGCCAGCGGAGAAUGGACAACGAUUCUCUAUCAGUUGAAGCGCGAGUUUAAAUUCUUUCGAAAAGAUAUCUCUAUGCAUCGGAUUGAGUUAGUCACAGCCUCUGGGGCGCCGUUCUCAGCCACAAAUAAAGGCACUCUUGGAACACGCAUCGAGGCCGAGCCAUCGCUUGCCAUGCAUGGAAAUGUUCUCGAAGCAAUCGAUCUCGCAUCGACCCAAUUCGCACAUGAUUAUAUUGAUCGAGACCUUGUUAGGACUGGAAUAUCCAUCGUCGUUGUAACUCCCUGUGCUGGGCUCUUUGAAGUAGAUUAUGAAACUCUCCGAAAAACCACUGAAAGUCUCAUUGGUAACGGCAUCGGGAUUGACCUAGUUUGUCUCCCAAAAAUGCCACUGCACUCUGUGCCUCUUUUUCGAUACAGAAAUCCUAGAUAUGCUCCAUUUCAAGAGGCAUUACAUUUCAAAGCUCUCCGCAGCGAGGACAGCACUCCGCGUCAGACAGCUCCUAUUUUUGGAAGUUAUUCAUCCCUAAAUGAAUCGCUUUCGCCGCCUAAGGUUCGUGAUAGAGCUUUUCAAAACCCAUCGUUCAAUAAUCGACAUGACCCUAGUGAGUGGAGCUAUGCAAUACCGCACUGGAUUGAUGUAUCUUUUUGGACUGGGGCAUCCCAAGAUCUCCUAUCUACUCAUCCUCUAGCUGAUUCGAGCUUCUUCAAAAAGCGAAUAGCCGAAUCCUCUAGCGAUUUUGCAAUACGUUGUAAGAUGUACGAAAUGGAAAUGGCAAGUGUCAUGGAGAAUGCGAUGACUGAGAUUGCUGUUCCGCCUUUACAGCUAGAUGCAGUCUUCCCUCAAAUGGUAAUUCAAGAAUUACGUGAAUCUGCCGGUCUAAAGAAACAUCCUUAUGCUUGGGAACGCGUGAAGCUGCAGUUCAGUCUCUCGGAAUUUGUUAAUGGGCCGUCAAAACCUAUACUUGAUCGACAUGCUACCCAAGCCGAAAAGAAAUUCGUGAGGGCACUUGAUGCAUACGACGUUAACCAUUCUGAAAUAAUGGAAAUUUUCAAUGGGCCGCAACAGAAAAGUUCGAGUUCACCUUUCAAACCAGGAAGUGAGGAAACUGUGCGCAAGGUUUUUCCAAAUGAUUCUAAAUUAUUUGGUACCUCUUUCACCGAUGAUAGUCCAAAUCCAAGAAGCACGAACAUGCUCGCUGGAGAAAAGCUUGACAAGGAGAAACAAAGCUUGCAGAGAAAUGAUCCUGUGCUACCACGUAAGAGCAGUGUAAGUAAUGCCAUGCCUGCAACAAAAGCACCAGCUGUACGGCCCACAAAAUUGAAUCGACAAAUUAGCCUUGGCAAGUAUGGGUUUGGCAUCGCCGCGCCUAAGGGUGUCGCAGCUGAAUUACACACCGAGAAUGCCAGUGCCGCGAAACCAGUUUCUACUACGUCGAAAGAAUCUGAUUCAAGGAAGAAAUCUACUUUUACUAUGACAAACCAUCUGCUUAACGCUCCAGUAAACCAAGACCGACCGCCAUCUUCGAAUAGUGAAAGGUCAAAGAUGAGGUCUGAUAGCAGUUCCAUCGAAAGCAAACGAACAAUUGAGCUGGAGGCAGAGAAGAGUCCUUCGAUACGCCCCAUGACCAUCAAAAGCGCACUUCAGUCUCUAGAUUCAACAAACCAGUUCAAAUCUAGAUCCGUCUUGAGCUCUUUCUACGAAGGGAGCAGGGGUGAUGAAGAUGAAGACAGGAAUUUGCAGCUGCAGAGAACCAAUGACAAUCAAAAACUCUGGAAUUCGAAAUUGCUAGCAAACGCUGUUCCGGAAUUACCAUCUACUUUAUCUCCAACUACUGCCUUAUCGCCAUGGCUCAGUGUGCUGAAUCCCUCCAAUCCCACAGAUACUGAUGCAAUGGGGAAAACCGUCUACAGAAGAUGGCAACAUGUUUUCCCUAAGCCAAUCCGCACUAGAACAAUGAAGUGGAAAUCCCUCUGUUCCCCUGCAUCUGUCCCAUUGACGACUGAAUCAUUUCCAACAAAGUUUCAACUCGAAACUGAAUAUCAACAAAAGCCAUACAAUAUCUCACAAAAUUUCGAGGAUGAGCUCAGCGAGGACCCGAACAAUAGGGAAGACUUUCUGAGAGAGCUAAUCAGCUUACGACUUUCCCAGGGUUUUCAGAUCGUUAUUGGUCCAGCUGUAGCUGAGGCAUUUGGACAAAAAUCGUUGAAGAUCGCGAAUGUGUUUGACCGUGAUCGUAUCGCCGAAGAUGGAGCCAGCGUAUUCAUGUCAAUGGGCAACAUAAUUCACCAAUUAUCAUGCGUGAAUGGUACCGAGGUUGAAGUUAAUAUGUUUGUCCGGAAACCAACAGCUUUGACUACACCUAGCCCAGGAACUUUGGAUCCAUCCGGGUACUAUCCGGCAAUUCAGACAACUCUGAGUGAUACCUACGUAUCUCGCAGAAUGACAUUAGGGCGGUCGAAGGAUGAAUAUAAUUGGAAUUACGUAGAUUCCUUCAUUGCGGGUUUCGAAGACGACAUGACCGAACAUCUCCGAUUCUGGCGUGCAAGGUUUGUGCUGAUUCCUGUGGCGCGCCCAACUCAAUCACGACGUGACAAUAUGAGAGGUGAGGACAAUGAGGAGGAAGUCCGGCUAGAAGGUAUCAGGAAGCUCACUCAAAUGUGGCAAAGCCACAGAUAUGUUCCAUCUUCAGAGAGACGUUUCCAGAGUCUUGCUUCUAGGAAAAUAAAAGAUUCCAAUCCUCUCGAUAUCGUGUACAAGACUGAGGAUCCAUCCGUUGUUGUUAGCGCAGAACUCGAAACUUUACCUCUCGUUGAGAGUAGUGAAAAUACCAGCAGACGUGGGCAGUUACUAGAAACGGAUCGUUUUCGAAAAUCAAAGCUUGAUGUUGCCGCCUUGGCGGAAGCUAUUCAAGCACCUGUCGAAAAGGGUGGUGUUCGCAUGCAGAAUAGAAGAUGGCACUUUCGCCUUCAUUACAACUGUUUCAUUGGCUCGGAUAUGACGACCUGGUUGCUUGAGAACUUCGAGGACAUUGAAGAUCGUGAUCAAGCGGUUGAGUUAGGCAACUUGCUUAUGGUCGAUGAGACUCAUAGGCUGAGAGAGAAGGAUCUUGGCAAAGACAGAGAUAGAGAUGCAGGAAUAUUUGUCCAUGUUGAAAAACGUCAUCCUUUCAGGGAUGGACAAUACUUCUAUCAAGUUACUGGAGAAUUUGCUAAACAGCGACCAGAUAGUCGUAGUGGUUGGUUCGGUUCUCGAAGACGUGAAAAUUCUGUGCCUUCGACACCGAUGUCAGAUGUCAUGCCUAAAGACUCUCCACGGCCAGAUAGAGCGAGAUCUAGCUCCACGCAAGACGAUAGUUCAAAUGAUUCAGGUGUGCAAACCCCAACAACAAAUGGUGGGAAAAGACCCAAGGUCUCUCUAAGUAAAGUUAUGAAGUAUGAUGUCGACCAUCGAAAACGUUCUUAUCGUCCCGAACUUAUCAAUCUUCACUAUGAUCGUCUUCAUAAUCCUGACAAUUGUUACCACAUUCGGAUUGAUUGGCUCAAUGUUACAGCUAAGUUGAUUGAAGAUGCCAUACACACGUGGGCAACAACUGCAGAACAACACGGCCUACGACUAGUCGAAGCACCAAUUGGCGAGGCAUGUUCUAUUGCUUCAGUUCAUCCAUUCAGGAGCCCUUACUUGAUCGAAUUAUCAUUGCAGCCUCCGGAUCAACAGCCACAAACAUACUUUGAUGUCAAUUCAUUCACCCCGCAAGUACAAACUGCCCAGUCUAAUCGACAUUAUUACCAAAAAGCGAUCAUGAAAAAAUUUAAUUUCGUUCUUGAUAUUGAGGCAGCGAAGAACUUUCCAAGCAAUGUUGAUGUGACAUAUUCAUGGGGACGACCUGAUUAUACCUAUACCCAGUACAUUCAUAGAUCCGGGGUUUUACUUGCUCAAAUUACGGAUGAAGGUCCUUCUCUCCCCAAUUCAAAAUUAGCUACCACUUGUAGCAUUAAUCCCGACAUCAUCAAAGCUGAACUAGAAGAAUUCUGUCACGAUAGCUGGAAGUUGGAACUUUUUUAUAAAGAAGUUUUUGAAAAAGUGACACCACCUCAUGCGACGCCACCAACUCUAAGAAGCUCAUACCCUGCUAUGUAUCUUGAUUCGAAUAUCCCGACAUUAGGACUACCGCCGGGGAUUUUGGCGAGGGAUGGCAGGGAUAGCAGUCCGACACCGAUGAGGUUGGAGCGGGUCCCAGGAAUAGGGAGUAGUUUGCCGAUUCUUGGGAGAAGACCCAGUGUGCAAAUGAGUAUUGGGACUAAUGCGAGUGAUACGUCGAGGCAGGAAAGUCCGAGGGGGAGUAUAGCUGAAGGUUAA
Messenger RNA from Sclerotinia sclerotiorum 1980 UF-70, 5214 nucleotides. RefSeq lists its product as hypothetical. Gene Ontology annotation, cellular component: GATOR1 complex. Gene Ontology annotation, molecular function: GTPase activator activity. Bases 1 to 5214 code for a protein of 1737 amino acids. Gene Ontology annotation, biological process: positive regulation of autophagy; negative regulation of TORC1 signaling; intracellular signal transduction. NCBI's taxonomy places the organism in Eukaryota, Fungi, Ascomycota, Leotiomycetes, Helotiales, Sclerotiniaceae. The record is from RefSeq and is a predicted model, not a curated record. The transcript has 3 exons.